CCAAUUAAGGCUAGCAGAAUUGUACUCAUGUACUAACUGUCUACCAUUGAAGAGAGACUACCCAUGACCUCCAUGCUGUGUGGACUAGUGUGUGUGGUCCUGCUCUCUGGGCUCACUGCACUGGCAGGGGGACAGCCAGAGACCACUGCUCCAGUCACAUGUUCUGAUAAUCUCCCCAACCUCCUCAAUGGAGCCAUAACCUAUGAUGGUGGAUCCAUUGACAGCAGACCAGUGGACACUGUGGCCACUCACACCUGUAACCCUGGCUACACUCUCAGUGGAGUCAGCAGUACCACCAGGACUUGUGGGAGUGAUGGAAUGUGGAGUGGGUUUGCUCCUGAUUGUCAGCCUGACUGCCGUGACUUACCCCAACUGACCAACGGGAUGAUUAUGUACAGUGGUGGAUCCCCUGGCAACAGACCUUUCAUCUCUAGUGCUGUACACUCCUGCAACACUGGCUACACUCUCACUGGAGGUACUUUCAGUGUAGGUACUACCAGGGUCUGUGGGACUGGAGGGAGAUGGGAUGGGUCACCUCCAAUUUGUCAAGUGAACACUGGACUGAAUCCUACGCCCACCACCUGUCCUGACUUGAUUGCUCCAACCAGUGGAAUGAUUAAAUAUGAUAUGGAGACCAUGGGCGCUAGACCACUGAACACUGUGGCCACCUUCACCUGUAUCACAGGAUACAUGCUGACUGGAAAUACCACCAGGACUUGUGGGAGUGGAGGGAGAUGGAGUGGGUCACCUCCUAAUUGUAUGCGUAUGCGAACUUGUUUUGAUUUCCCACCACUAAUGAAUGGAGACAUUACCUACACUGGUGGAUCUAUUGAUAGCAGACCUGUUGAUACCGUUGCUACCUACACUUGUAACAAUGGCUACACCCUCACUACUGGAGGGAGUUUCAGACAAUGUCAGAAUAAUGGGACCUGGAGUGGGUCAACUCCAACCUGUCAAUUGAACACAGGACCCACUGAACCACCCAUCACCUGUCCUGACCUCAUUGUACCAGCCAAUGGAAUGAUCAGCUACAAUAUGGGGUCUGCUAGUCCGAGACCAGUGAGCACUGUGGCCACCUACACCUGUAACUCUGGCUACACUCUCAAUGGAGGCAGCAGCACCAGGACUUGUGGGAGUAAUGGAGUGUGGAGUGGGUCAGAACUAACUUGUCAGCCUAACUGCCCUGACUUACCCACAUUGAUCAAUGGGAUGAUUAUGUACAGUGCUGGAUCUAGAUUUGAUAGUGGUGCUACCUACUCUUGUAACACAGGCUACACUCUCACUGGAGGGGACGCCGUCAGGAUCUGUGUGAGUGGAGGGAGCUGGAGUGGGUCACCUCCAACUUGUCAAGAACCUACUGACCCACCCACCACCUGUCCUGACCUCACUAAACCAGCCAAUGGAAUGAUCAGCUACAAUAUGGGGACUGCUAGUCUGAGACCAGUGGACACUGUGGCCACCUACACCUGUGACCCUGGCUACACUCUCAAUGGAGACACCACCAAUACUUGUAGGAGUGAUGGAGUGUGGAGUGGGUCAGCUCCAACUUGUGGAGCCACCUGUCCUGACCUCACUGUACCAGCCAAUGGAGUGAUCAUCUACAGCUCUAGUACCUCACCACACCCUCAGGGAACAGUGGCUACACAGAGCUGCUUGAAUGGAUACGUACCCUCCACUACCAGCACUGCUACCAGAGUGUGUAGAGCUGACAGAUUGUGGAGUGGAUCAGCUCUCACUUGUCAAUUACCGCCUGUCUACGUCUCCGUGGGAACCACCAACUAUGCUGCUAAUAACUCACAGGUUGCCAUAGACACCAUCGGAGAUACCACUGAGACAGCAUUGACUUGCAGAACUAACUCAACUAUUUGCUGUACAGGAAAAGAUAAUCCCAAUAGUGCCAAUGGAUUAGGAGAUUGGCUGUUUCCGAAUGGAACAGUUGUCACUAGGAGUCAGGAAAUUACUGAUUCAGACACUGAUCUACUGUACAGAAGUCGAAAUACAAGUGCACUCAGACUCCAUCGUCGAGGGUCUGUGUCAGGCCCCACUGGCUCCUACUGCUGUGUGAUUCCUGACAAUACUGAAGUAGAUAUGACAUUCUGUGUGCAGUUAGCCACAGCCACUACUGGAGGGGACACUGAUGCUAGCAACACAGGAGGUGUGGUGGCAGGUGUAGUCAUUGUGUUACUCAUUCUAGCCGCUGUCAUUGUGGUGGGUAUCAUUGUCGGGGUCUACUUCUGGAGGAAACUUCGUGGCAACCAGACCAAGUACAGUCCCUCCCCACGCCAUGCCCCUCCCCCUCGCCCCACCCCCUAUCAAGCAUCCUUCAAGAAGAGCAACGGACAAGACAGUAAAGUCACCAUCCAGAAAGUUGACGAGCCUAGUAUAGUAGAGUUUCCUAGUGAUACUCAUGUGACGGAGGGGGAGGAGGUGUAUCUGAGGGUGAAGGUGGGAGGUCACCCUCCACCCAGUCUCACCUGGUACCACGAUGGUAGGAUGGUGACUGCAGACUAUGCCACAGAACUGGACCAGGACGGUGGAUUAUCCUUCCCUAGUGUGGAGACUAAGCAUGCUGGUGUGUAUAAACUGGUGGUUACUGGAGCCUCAGGGUCAACAACACAACAGGUCGUCACGGUAACAGUGAUGAGUGAGGGUGGUGAGGCUAGUGAGGGGGUGGAGGGGGUGGACUACGCCCCCAUACCUGUGACAGAGUUUGGAGCGUACGUGGCUGACCUCCAUGCUGGCAGUAAUAAGAAGUUCAAAGAUCUUUACAAGAAUCUGGACAGUGGGGAGAGGGGUCAUCCAGUGAUUAUUUCAGUGACUCCUGAGAACAAACUCAACAACAGAUUUGGCAACAUUGCUGUGUAUGAUGACAACCUCAUUAUCUUAGACCCCAUCCCUGGACAAGAGGACUGUCAGAGUGACUACAUCAAUGCCUGCUAUGUAGACGGGUACAAGAAGCCUAAAAGGUUCAUAGCAACACAAGGACCACUGCCAGGAACUCUGGUGGACUUCUGGCGCAUGAUGUGGCAGGAGAGACCACCCAUAAUAGUCAUGCUCACCAACCUCAUGGAGAACAACAAGAUCAAGUGCGAACAAUACUGGCCAGAGUCUGGGAAGAAGCAGUUUGGACCAUUCACAGUGGCCAUUACAGAUCAGCAAAUACUGGCUGACUACACCAUGAGGACAUUGGAGGCUUCAUUGGAGGGAGAUCGCCGUGUGCUGAGAGUCAAGCUAUUCCAUUUCACUGCCUGGCCUGAUCACGGUGUGCCUGACUAUGCCACGCCCAUUCUUGCAUUCCAUCGUCGGGUUAAGUCUCAGCACAAGCCAUCGAAAGGUCCUAUUCUGAUCCACUGCAGUGCUGGUGUGGGACGCACAGGCACUUACAUUGCCAUUGAUAAUGUCCUCGAUCAGAUCUCAGUCGAAGGUCUCAUCGAUAUUUCCGGCACCAUUAUCAAAUCUCGCAACCAGAGGAUGAAGCUUGUACAAACACAGGACCAAUAUGUGUUCAUCCACGAUGCUAUCCUGGAGUCAGUGACGUGUGGAGACACUCAGAUCAGUGCUGGAGAUCUGCGCAGACAGAUACAGAAAAUAUCAUCAGUGGCCCCGGGAAAAACCAUCUCAGAUUUCCAAUACCAGUUCCAAAUUCUGGAACAGGUUACUCCAAAUCCUAAAGAAGUUCGAAGUCCUAUUGCUGUUAAGAAUGCUGCCAGGAACAGGAACAUGGACUACCUGCCACCUGAGACCAGUCGUGUGAUUCUGAAGGGAGAGCAACCUGACUACAUUCAUGCUGUGUUUGCUCAUGGCUACAAGCACCAGAAGGCAUACAUCAUUGCCCAGAAUCCACUGGACUCAACUGUGCGUAACUUCUGGAAGGUGAUCUAUGACAGGAAGUGUGCGGCUGUUGUGAUGUUGACUCCACUCAGUGAGAAUGGGCAGGAGGCAUGCUCCCAGUACUGGCCAGAGAGUGGCAAUGUCACCUCCUUCGGUGAAUUCACCAUCGAUAACUUGGGGGAGGAAUCCAACACUGGGUUCGUUAUGAGGCAACUGAGCGUCCUCAAUGAAAAGAUCCAAAAGGCCCAUCAAUUGACUCAGUUCCACAUCACUAACUGGAAUAGCAGUGGAAAGUGUGAGAACCUCAAAACUGUAACUGACGUCAAUGAGGAGGUUAUAAAGGUUCAAAGGAGGACUGGAAACAACCCUGUACUUGUCCAUUGCAAUGACACUGCGACCCGCUCUGGUAUGUACUGCUCUGUAGCUACUACCAUUGAUCGUUGCAAGACAGAGGGAGUGGUGGAUGUGUUCCAGGUGGUCAAGGCUCUCAGGGUCCACAAGCCAGGGGCAGUACCCUCAGUCGACAACUACAAGGAUCUGUUUGAUGCUACUCUGGUCUACUUGGACUCCUUUGACAACUAUGCCAACUUCCAAGAUAUUUGAUGUACAUGAACUAACACAAGAAAUGAACAAAUGUAAUUAUGGACUCUGUUGAGUAUAAUAGAUUUGCAUGGACAGGCCUGAAUAAUAUAUAAAGAUAUUGACUUCCUUUUGACUAUACCUUUUUGUAGAGCUCUUUUUUUGUAUAAUCACCACAGCUGUUUGUAAUCACCCUGAA
Halichondria panicea is the source of this 4609-nucleotide messenger RNA. RefSeq lists its product as uncharacterized. Gene Ontology annotation, molecular function: protein tyrosine phosphatase activity. Gene Ontology annotation, biological process: protein dephosphorylation. NCBI's taxonomy places the organism in Eukaryota, Metazoa, Porifera, Demospongiae, Suberitida, Halichondriidae. The transcript is spliced from 26 exons. The coding region runs from base 64 to 4434 and encodes 1456 amino acids. The record is from RefSeq and is a predicted model, not a curated record.